Molecule: messenger RNA, 5177 nt
Organism: Chenopodium quinoa (quinoa)
Lineage: Eukaryota; Viridiplantae; Streptophyta; Magnoliopsida; Caryophyllales; Amaranthaceae
Product: CHD3-type chromatin-remodeling factor PICKLE-like
Exons: 31
Coding region: 215-4477 (1420 amino acids)
Biological process (GO): negative regulation of transcription by RNA polymerase II; chromatin remodeling
Cellular component (GO): chromatin; nucleus
Molecular function (GO): ATP binding; DNA binding; ATP-dependent chromatin remodeler activity
Source: RefSeq, a predicted model, not a curated record
ACUGUGUCUUAACCAAAAAAUAAUCUAAAUCCUUAAAAAAAAAAAAAAAAACAAAAAAAAAAAAAAAACCGAAGUAUAACUGUUCUUCUUCUGUCUUUAUACUCGUCGGAGAAGGCAACUCAACUGAACAACAGCUAAAUUUCACUGAAAUUUUUCGCCGUCGAUUAAUUCGUUGACGGCAGUUUGCAUUGUUGAAUUCGGAGCUACUAAGAAAAUGAGUAGCUUGGUGGAGAGGCUCCGUGUAAGGUCAGAGCGAAGGCCUGUAUACAACAUCGAUGUAUCUGAUGAUGAGGUGGAUUUGGCACGUGGAAAAUCUGGGAACCCUUCAGAGAAGCCUGAGAGGAUAGCUAGAGAAGAUACGAAAGAAGAUUUAUGCCAAACAUGUGGAGAAAGUGGAAAUCUGCUGGAGUGUGAAACUUGUUCUUAUGCUUAUCAUCCCAAGUGCUUAGUUCCAAAACUGAAAGCGCCCUUCCCUGCUGAUUGGAAAUGUCCCGAAUGUGUUAGCCCGCUCAAUGACAUUGAGAAAAUACUGGACUAUGAAACGCGCCCUACUGCAGCUGAGGAUGGUGAUGCCUCCACGUUGGGUUCGAAGCAAAUAUUUGUCAAGCAGUAUCUUGUGAAGUGGAAGGGAUAUUCCUACUUGCAUUGCACAUGGGUGCCUGAGAAACAAUUUAUUGAAGCCUAUAAAACCCUUCCUCGUCUGAAGACCAAAGUGAAUAACUUUCACCGGCAGAUGUCAUCAGUUAACAAUUCAGAAGAUGAUUUUGCUGCUGUUCGAUCUGAAUGGACUACUGUUGAUCGGAUCCUCGCUUGCAGAGGAGAUGAUGAAAAGGAGUACCUCGUGAAGUGGAAAGAACUGCAGUAUGAUGAAUGUUCUUGGGAGUUUGAGUCUGAUAUAUCUGAUUUCAGGCCCGAUAUUGAAAGAUUCAACAAAAUACAGUCUAGGCGUCGUAGACAUUCUAAUAAGCUGAAAAACGUCCACCGUGAUUCUGCAGAAUCUCAUAAGAAACCAAAAGAAUUUCAACAUUAUGAACAGAGUCCUGAAUUUCUAUCUGGAGGCUCACUGCAUCCUUAUCAACUCGAAGGGCUGAAUUUUUUACGCUUCUCAUGGUCCAAACAGACGCAUGUGAUACUUGCUGAUGAAAUGGGUCUUGGCAAGACUAUUCAGAGUAUUGCUUUUUUGGCAUCUCUUCUUGAAGAAGGAGUUUAUCCCCAUCUAGUGGUGGCACCACUGUCAACGCUGCGCAAUUGGGAACGUGAAUUUGCAACUUGGGCACCGCAAAUGAAUGUUAUUAUGUAUGUUGGUUCUUCUCAAGCUCGUAGUGUCAUACGUGAAUAUGAAUUUUACUAUCCAAAAAAGUCUCUCUCAACGAAGCUUAAGAAAAAGAAAUCUGGUCAGAUUUCCAGUGAAAGCAAACAAGAUAGGAUUAAAUUUGAUGUCCUGCUCACGUCAUAUGAAAUGAUCAACCUAGAUUCUGCAUCUCUGAAGCCAAUUAAAUGGGAGUGUAUGAUUGUGGAUGAGGGUCACCGCUUAAAAAACAAGGAUUCAAAACUAUUUCUUCAAUUGAAGCAAUAUCAGAGUAAACAUCGUGUGCUCCUAACUGGAACACCUCUUCAGAACAACCUUGAUGAGCUGUUCAUGUUGAUGCACUUUCUUGAUGCUGGGAAGUUUGGAAGCUUGGAGGAAUUCCAGGAAGAGUUUAAAGAUAUUAACCAAGAGGAGCAGAUUUCACGGCUUCACAAGAUGUUGGCUCCUCAUCUUCUUCGAAGGGUAAAGAAAGAUGUAUUGAAGGAAAUGCCUCCUAAGAAAGAACUCAUCUUACGUGUUGAGCUAAGUAGUAAGCAAAAGGAAUACUAUAAGGCUAUUUUGACUCGUAACUAUGAGCUUCUAACUCGUAAGGGCGGUGGGCAGAUAUCUCUUAUCAAUGUGGUCAUGGAAUUGCGAAAGUUAUGCUGUCAUCCUUACAUGCUGGAGGGUGUCGAGCCACUAAUACCAGAUUCAACUGAGUCCUUUAAACAACUUCUUGAAUCUUCUGGAAAACUGCAGUUGUUGGACAAAAUGAUGGUGAAGCUUAAGGAGCAAGGACACAGAGUUCUUAUUUAUACUCAAUUUCAGAAUAUGUUGGACAUACUUGAAGAUUACAUGACAUACAAGAAAUGGCAAUAUGAACGUAUUGAUGGCAAGGUCAGUGGAGCUGAGAGACAAAUUCGCAUAGAUAGAUUCAAUGCCAAGAACUCUUCCAGAUUUUGCUUCUUGCUAUCUACAAGAGCAGGAGGCUUAGGGAUAAACCUUGCUACUGCUGACACAGUUAUUAUCUAUGACAGCGAUUGGAAUCCACAUGCUGAUUUGCAGGCAAUGGCCAGAGCACACAGGCUAGGGCAAACUAAUAAGGUCAUGAUUUACAGACUCAUAACAAGAGGAUCAAUUGAAGAAAGAAUGAUGCAGAUGACAAAGAAGAAGAUGGUAUUGGAGCAUUUAGUUGUUGGAAAGCUAAAGACACAAAAUAUCAAUCAGGAAGAGUUGGAUGAUAUCAUACGAUAUGGCUCAAAAGAGCUUUUUGUUGAUGAAACUGAAGAGGCAAAGGCCCGCCAGAUUCACUAUGAUGAUGCUGCAAUAGAUAGAUUACUUGAUCGUGAGCGCGCUGGAGAUGAAGAGACUACUUUAGAUGAAGUGGAUGACAACGGGUUUCUUAAAGCAUUUAAGGUGGCAAACUUCAAGUACAUAGAUGAAGCUGAAGCUGCAGCAAAGGAAGCAGCGGCACAGAAGGCUGCUGCUGAAACCAAAAGCACUGUGAAUAGCUCGGAAAGAUCCGUUUAUUGGGAGAAUUUAUUAAAAGAUAAGUAUGAGGUGCACAAAGUUGAGGAAUUUAAUUCUCUUGGAAAAGGAAAGAGAAGCCGUAAGCAGAUGGUAUCUGUUGAAGAUGAUGACUUGGCUGGUUUAGAAGAUGUUAGUUCUGAUGGUGAAGAUGACAAUUAUGAGGCUGAAUUAACCGACAGUGAGACAACUUCAUCUGGAGUACCUUCUGGCAGAAGGACUUACAAAAAGAGAGCUCGUGUUGAUGGUAUGGAAGCUUUUCCGCUGAUGGAAGGUGAAGGGAAAUCAUUUAGAGUGCUUGGUUUUAAUCAGAGCCAGAGAGCUGUUUUUGUGCAAGUUCUGAUGAGAUUUGGCUGUGGCGAGUUUGACUGGGUAGAGUUCGUACCACGGUUGAAACAGAAGACUUACGAAGAAAUCAAACAAUAUGGGGCACUUUUCUUGUCUCAUCUCUCUGAGGAUAUCACGGAUUCACCAAACUUUUCAGAUGGUGUUCCAAAGGAAGGGCUUAGAGUUCAAGAUGUUCUCGUCAGAAUUUCAACCCUGAUCAUGAUUAGGGAUAAGGUGAAAUCUGCUUCAGGAAGCCCUGGUGAUCCCCUGUUUGCAGAUGAUAUACUUUUGCGAUAUCCAACUUUAAAGGGUGGAAGGGUCUGGAAGAGAGAGCAUGACCUUAUAUUAUUGCAAGCAGUGUUGAAGCACGGGUAUGGAAGAUGGCAAGCUAUUCUUGAUGAUAAAGACUUGAGGAUUCAGGAACUUAUCUGUCAAGAGUUGAAUCUUCAAGUGAUAAAUCUUGCUACCCUUGCUGUUGGAGGUAAUCAGGCACAAAGUGGAUCACAAAUGGCAAAUAAUAUAGAACCAUCUGGUGACUCUGUGAAGGGCACUGUUAGUCAAAAUAUUUCAGCUUCUGAACCUGCAGCAGGAGGUGCAGAUGCUACCACCUUAUUGUAUCAGUUUCGAGAAAUGCAAAGAAGACAAGUUGAGUUCAUUAAGAAAAGGGUGCUGCUUUUGGAGAAGGGCCUACAAGCAGAAUGUCAGAAAGAAGUCUUUGGUGAUGGGAAGUCUAAUGGUGAUUAUUUUGAAGAUUCUGAAAAUGGAAACAAAGCAACACACAUGGCAACUACAACAGCAGAAUAUACAGACAAACUUCCUCAUAUUGAAGUGCUAGCUGCAGAAGAAGUAUCUUCUGCUAGUCAUGAUACUGAUCCUAAACGCCAGCAGCUGGCUGAACAUUAUAAUCAGAUGUGCAAGAUAUUGACUGAAAAUGAAAAGAUAUCUGUUAAAGCUAGUAUAAGUAAUGAAGCUGAUCCGAAUUUGGGCAAGACACUUUACCAGCUAGAAGAUCUUUGUGGAAAGGUCAACCAAAUUUUUGCUAUGCCUCAUAGUCAUCCUACUGCCCAUGGACCUGCAUCAAAAGAUCAGAAACAGCAUGAUGUAGGUCAGAGUAGUGUUCAAAAAUUAGGCCAGCCAUCUGAUUCUAGCCCACAUUUUAAGGCAGAGAACAUGGAGGUUCAAGCAACCCAAACUGAAAGUAAUCAUGGUAACUUACCCGGGCAAGCUUCCGAGGAUGUGGAGAUGGUGGAUGCAGAAGUUGAUGCAAAGACACAAUUUGAUGAAGGACAAGGUCCUGCUACUGAUGAACCUGUGCAGAAAGGGGAAGGAAAAUAGGGUUUAGAUGUUUUAGACUCAGAUCUAACCCUAUUGUGUAUUUCAUUUCCUUCCCAAAGUAGUGUAUUCAAACAAUCCAGAAACUCUUCAAACCACAGGUUUAGUUGAUUUAUCAAAGGUUACAUGAAACUGGAAACUAUGUUGUGAUCCUGCCUUUUGAGGUUAUGAAGCCAAGCUGCUAUUAUUCAUCAAUAUCUUAGAAGGCAGGAUCUUUCUAAUCUAAAUGGUUGAUCCUGUACUUGUCCUAUAUCAUAUAUGGGACUAUGGCAGCCUGCUAUAAUUAAUAGAGGCUCUUUCAUCUUUGCAUUCUGAACAAAGGAAUACUGAAUGGGCGCCUAAUCACCUAUAUGGGGCUAUGGGUUGCUUCAUGAUUAUAUAUGUAAAAAUCAUGUCUUGCAGAAUCCUUUUUUGCCUCCUGAGAAGCGGUCAGUAAGCGUUGUAAGAGAUUAUCAUACUUUAAGAAGCAACACAAUGGGGUGCAUCAACACCCCGAUUGUUUACUGACCAUGUUGUAAGAGAUUAUCUUACUUUAAAUAGCAACACGAUGAGAUGCAUCAACACCCUUUUUGUUUACCGACCAUGAAGAGUAUUUGGUAAUGAACUUAGAUGUAAUUUUGCAAGGAAAAUUUAUGCUACCAUUCAGUACCAUCUCUUAAUUGGUAGUGAAUGCUUCUAUCUAUGUUAAAUAUAAUAUAUGAGA